AAGCCCCGCCCCCCUCAUGUAACACUGUCUUCCCCGGUCUUUGACUGACAGGCGCUCGGCUGGCAGCUCCGUGCCAUGCAUGCUUCCUCGCUGCCGGAUGGAGACACUCGCAGACGGGGACAACAGACACACCGAGAGAGAGAGACACACACUUCUUCCUAUCCUUUUGCCGGAAUCGAACAGGGCGCUAACUGACUGACGACGACGACACCCGCCGGAACAUGUCGAGUUGUCGUCGGCGGCUCUUUUAGCCUACAGAACGCCCGCCCUCGCCAUCGACUUGCCCGGUGCAAGUGGCAUCGAUUACCCCCCCUUGUAAGGCAGGACGGUUGGAUGGAAGACGGCUAGAGCUACUGGUGUCCUCAUCGUGGAUCUUCUUUAUUUUUAUUAUUAUUGAAAAAAAAAAAAUAUAUAUAUAUAUAUAUAUAUAUAAAAAAAUAAUUUUUGCUUUUGUGACCCGGACUAAUAAGCGGCUGCCUCGGGGGCCAUCUCUGCCAUGGCCGCCGGGGAGCCUCUGAGGACCACUUUCGUCCCUUUUCGCUCAUUUUCACUCCCGACUCGGAUGGAAACGCCGUUGUAGUGCUGCUAUUCCGGGCAGCUCCCCAGUACACACCACCGCACUCCCAGCGGGCGUGUGCGCGCUGAUAUUCGGCCCAAAAAAAAAAAAGAAAAAAAAAAAAAGGGCGACGGUAAAGCUUUUCUUCCGCCCGGAGCAACAUGGCGGGCGAGCGGGGCUGGGGACGCUGGCACAGGCUCGCCCUGGCUCCUCCAUGCUAGCCGAGGCGGAUGGCAGCGCCAGCUCUAUGCGGACAAACAGCGACCCUCAGCCCAAAGCGGACUCCUCGAUCCUCAUCUCCAAGAUGGAAGCCGUCGUCAUUCCCUUCUCGUCCGAGGUGCCCUGCGACAAUAACGGGCAGCGCAUGUGGUGGGCGUUCCUCGCCUCCUCCAUGGUGACCUUCUUCGGGGGACUCUUCAUCAUCCUGCUGUGGAGGACCCUCAAGUACCUGUGGACUGUUUGCUGCCACUGCAACGUUAAAAACAAGGAGUCUCAUAAAGUGAACAACCCUGCCAACAACCAGGCAGCAGACAAGGCACUAAAGGGUCCUGAUGAAAAGGAGGAGGUCCCGAUCAGCGAGGUGGGAUGGAUGACUUCGGUCAAAGACUGGGCCGGUGUCAUGAUCUCUGCUCAGACGCUCACCGGCAGAGUUCUGGUGGUGUUAGUAUUUGCACUCAGCAUCGGGGCGCUUGGAAUAUACUUUAUUGACUCCUCAGACCCUAUAGAGUCCUGUCAGAACUUCUACGAAGACUUCACGUUACAGAUCGAUAUGGCCUUCAACGUCUUCUUCCUGCUUUACUUCGGUCUGCGGUUUAUCGCAGCCAACGACAAGCUGUGGUUCUGGCUGGAGGUCAACUCGGUGGUCGACUUCUUCACCGUCCCUCCCGUCUUUGUGUCCGUCUACCUAAACAGAAGCUGGCUGGGUUUGAGAUUCCUAAGAGCGCUGCGAUUGAUACAGUUCUCGGAAAUCUUGCAGUUUUUGAACAUCUUGAAAACAAGCAAUUCCAUCAAGCUGGUGAACCUGUGUUCCAUCUUCAUAAGCACAUGGCUUACCGCUGCGGGAUUCAUACAUUUGGUGGAAAACUCAGGGGAUCCUUGGGAAAACUUCCAAAACUCCCAGCCGCUCUCCUACUGGGAAUGUGUCUACCUCCUGAUGGUGACCAUGUCCACAGUGGGAUAUGGGGAUGUCUAUGCAAAAACCACCUUGGGGCGCCUGUUCAUGGUCUUCUUUAUCCUCGGCGGUUUGGCCAUGUUUGCUCGCUACGUGCCAGAAAUUGCUGCUCUCAUCCUUAAUCGGAAGAAAUACGGCGGGAGUUAUAACUCGACACGAGGCCGAAAGCACAUUGUGGUCUGUGGUCAUAUUACCCUCGAAAGUGUCUCCAACUUCCUCAAAGACUUCCUACACAAGGACAGGGAUGAUGUCAAUGUAGAAAUUGUUUUUCUCCAUAAUAUUUCCCCUAAUCUUGAGCUGGAAGCCUUGUUCAAACGCCAUUUUACCCAAGUAGAGUUCUACCAGGGAUCUGUGCUCAACCCCCACGACCUGGCUCGAGUCAAGAUCGAGUCAGCGCAUGCCUGCCUCAUCCUGGCCAACAAAUACUGUGCAGAUCCCGAUGCGGAAGACGCCUCCAACAUCAUGAGGGUCAUCUCCAUCAAGAACUACCACCCCAAGAUCAGAAUAAUCACACAGAUGCUUCAAUAUCACAAUAAGGCCCAUCUGCUGAACAUUCCAAGCUGGAACUGGAAGGAGGGCGACGACGCCAUCUGCCUGGCCGAGCUGAAGGCGGGCUUCAUCGCCCAGAGCUGCCUGGCCCAGGGCCUGUCCACCAUGCUGGCCAACCUCUUCUCCAUGAGGUCCUUCAUCGAGAUCGAGGAGGACACCUGGCAGAAGUAUUACCUUGAAGGAGUGGCUAAUGAGAUGUACACAGAGUAUUUGUCCAGUGCCUUUGUGGGCCUCUCCUUCCCCACUGUGUGCGAGCUGUGUUAUGUGAAGCUGAAGCUGUUGCUCAUUGCCAUCGAGUACAAGUCGGAGCAAAGAGAGAGCAGAAGCCGAAAGCGCAUCCUCAUCAACCCGGGCAACCACGUCAAGUUGCAGGAAGGAACGCUGGGGUUUUUUAUCGCCAGCGACGCUAAAGAAGUCAAGAGAGCUUUUUUCUACUGCAAAGCUUGUCACGACGACAUCACCGACGCCAAGCGGAUCAAGAAGUGUGGCUGCAAACGACCCAAGAUGUCCGUCUACAAGCGAAUGAAACUGGCAUGUUGUUUUGAUUGCGGCCGUUCGGAGCGCGACUGCUCUUGCAUGUCAGGCAGUGUACAUAGUAACAUGGACACCCUUCAGAGGGCCUACCCACUUUCCUCUGUCUCUGUUCAUGAUUGCGCAACCACUUUACGUGCCUCCAAAUAUAAGUAUAACGGAUAUGUCAGAUCACCAGCAGAUGGCGCUACAACACCAGGGAACAGUGGAAGCCAAAAAGAGACUGGCGUUCGAUUCAAAGCUGAUUGCAGUUUAGUCGAAGACGAGCAUCCGUCGACGCUCUCGCCCAAAAAAAAGCAGCGCAACGGAGGGAUGCGGAACUCGCCCAACUGCUCGCCCAAAAUGAUGAGUAGACACGACCCCCUUCUAAUACCUGGUAAUGAACAAAUUGAAAACAUGGACAUGAAUGUGAAGAGGUAUGACUCUACCGGAAUGUUUCACUGGUGCCCGUCAAAAGACAUCGAAAAGGUUAUCCUGACCCGGAGCGAGGCCUCCAUGACGGUCCUGAGCGGCCAUGUGGUGGUCUGUAUAUUUGGGGAUGUCACGUCCGCUUUAGUGGGGCUGCGAAACUUGGUGAUGCCUUUAAGAGCCAGCAACUUUCACUUUCACGAACUCAAGCCCAUCGUUUUUGUGGGCUCGCUGGACUAUCUGCGGCGGGAGUGGGAGACGCUACAUAACUUCCCCAAGGUCUCCAUCCUCCCUGGUACGCCAUUAAGUCGGGCAGAUUUAAGGGCUGUCAACAUCAACCUCUGCGACAUGUGCGUAAUACUGUCAGCCAAUCAGAACAAUAUCGAAGAUGCUUCACUGCAGGAUAAGGAAUGCAUCUUGGCAUCGCUCAACAUCAAGUCUAUGCAGUUUGAUGACAGCAUCGGGGUCUUGCAGGCAAAUUCCCAAGGUUUCACGCCUCCCGGAAUGGACAGGUCAUCCCCAGACAGCAGCCCGGUACAUGGCUUUGUGCGUCAGGCUUCCGUCACCACCGGAUCCAACAUCCCCAUCAUCACGGAAUUAGACAAACCGGCCAAACCUCUGCCGUCGGUUUCGCUCAGUCAGGAAAAAAAAAGUGGGAUCAACAUACAAAUGAUAACAGAGUUGGUGAACGACUCCAACGUUCAAUUCUUGGACCAAGACGACGACGACGACCCCGACACGGAGCUGUACCUCACGCAGCCCUUCGCCUGUGGCACCGCCUUCGCCGUCAGCGUCCUGGACUCUUUGAUGAGCGCCACGUACUUCAACGACAACAUCCUCACGCUGAUCCGGACGCUGGUCACAGGAGGAGCCACGCCGGAGCUGGAGGCUCUGCUAGCCGAGGAGAACGCCCUCCGAGGAGGCUACAGUACGCCGCAGACGCUGGCCAACAGAGACAGGUGUCGCGUGGCCCAGCUGGCCCUCUACGACGGGCCCUUCGCUGACUUGGGGGAUGGCGGCUGCUACGGGGAUUUGUUCUGUAAAGCACUGAAGACGUACAACAUGCUGUGCUUUGGCAUCUACAGAUUGAGAGAUGCUCAUCUAAGCGGGUCAAGCCCUUGCACAAAACGAUACGUGAUCACCAACCCGCCGUACGAGUUCGAGCUGGUGCCCACAGACUUGAUCUUCUGCCUCAUGCAGUUCGACCACAACGCGGGCCAGUCUCGGACCAGCUUGUCCCACUCGUCUCACUCCUCUCAUUCCUCCAGCAAAAAGAGCUCCUCCGUCCACUCCGUCCCGCCUUCCAACCGGCAGAACCGCAGCAGUAAAACCCGGGAAGCCAGAGAAAAACAGAAUGCAACAAGGAUGAAUAGAAUGGGUCCAGAAAAGAAAUGGUUUACAGAUGAAGCGGACAACGCCUACCCACGGAACAUUCAGAUCAAGCCCAUGAGCACUCAGAUGGUCAACCAAGUCAACCAAUACAAAUCCACCAGUAGUCUGAUUCCACCAAUCAGAGAAGUCGAAGAUGAAUGCUGAACCCUUUUGAACUGCUCUUGUUUUCACGAGCACCGUUGGAGGAGCGUUGAGGAAUCGAAGAACUGAUAGGUCGGGACCUCCUAUGUGUAUACCUUUAAUGUUACUUCCAUGCUCUUUGGACAUUGUUUUAUUUAUUGAUGUAUCCAUAGAGAUGUACAUAAUGACAAUCAAACACGCAUUGUACAGCCCCUCCUCCCCCUCCUUAGCACUUUUUGGAAUUAUUAUUAAUUUAGGAUUGGACAGCGACGAGGAUGAAAAGAAGAAAAAGAACAACCAAGGAAGGAGAAGAAAGCCAGUACUUCCUGUAACUCUUUGCAAUAGUUUGUUUGUGACCCGACUCCACUGAGGCUCUAAGGAGGAUGAGGGUUGCAUCGUCAGGACCCAAAGAUCCAAGCGGACUCUUCCAAGCAGCUGGGCUCAUUUCGUUUCUCCAUCCUGUGUACUUCUGUUCUAUUUGCACUAAAACCAAGUUCCCCGCCAAGGAACUGUGGGUCUCGGAUUGGGGACGAGACGGGAUCCCUAACUAUUAGUAAGCUCCUAUCAUCUUUCAUGGACAUUGCUUUCCUUCGGCGGGCGGGCUUGUCUGGAGUUAGCUCAAAAAGACCUUGCAUCCGUACCCGAACCCAACCGUGUUUGAACGAGCAGCAGCAGAGAUCACAGAGUUGAUGAAAAGAAAGGCCACGUAUCGCGUAAAAGUGGGCAUGAAGCGGGUCCUCCGUUGACCGUACCAGACUGCCUGGCACAGGGUUGGCUCGGAGGCUUGGAUGUUCUCCGUUGUCAAUCCAGAUGUUUAAAAAAAAACCAAAAAAAAGACUCUCAGGAGUUAAGCUGCUCUGCGAACGGUUCAAACCUGGUUGGGUGGAAGAUGCAAUGCCAAUCAAGGACAGCUGUGGGGUUUUAGUUUUGUCUACACGAGCUAGUGGUUUUCAAAGUGUGGCAAACACAAUGCAGCCGUACCUCAACUUAAGUGUUUCCCGGUUAAUUGCUAUGGUUGCAAGCAAAAAUUGGAGAUACCAGCAUCCCCGCCGUUCGUUGACGUAGCGAAUGGCACAGUGAACUUGCUAAGAGCGACCCCAGAACAACGGGUGUUGCUCACAACACAUUUGUUUUCCAACCAUUGGAGCUAAGAACAUGAGUCUGAAGGACAGUACUGAGAAGAAGUUGACGUAGCGAAUGGCACAGUGAACUUGCUAAGAGCGACCCCAGAACAACGGGUGUUGCUAACAACACAUUAGUUUUCCAACCAUUGGAGCUAAGAACAUGAGUCUGAAGGACAGUGCUGAGAAGAAGUCGCGACGAUGAUUUGAGAUACAAGAGUUCUGAGUUAAGAGCUCCGUCGCAGAACCAAAUAACCACAUAAGUUGAGGUACUACAAGAAAAUGGUGUUUAGGAAAUGAAAAUCAAUCAAUUUAGCCUUUAAACAUGACCGAAGUUAGCUUAGCGAUAUGUUUUUCAAGUUGCACUUUGAAAACCGCUGGUCGAAAACUCUUUGCACAUGACUACGAUUUUUUUUGUAUAUUUUUUUUUUCUUACACACCAAGUACUACCGCGAUUCAGCAUCAUGGUAAUUGUGGCUGGUACUCAGAGGUAAUUGGCUAGUGUUGUAUGAGGUGAGUUAUACGUUUAUAUUAUUAGUGCUGUCAAACUAUAUAUUUUUAAUUUGUAAGAAUUGUGAUUAAUCACAGAAUAUUACUCGGUAGAGAACGAGACUCUGUCCCAGGUGGAGGAGUUUAAGUAUUUCGGGGUCUUGUUCACGAGUGAGGGAAAGAUGGAGAAGGAAAUCAGCCGGAGAAUGGGGGCAGCUGGGGCAGCAUUGCAGUCUCUCUGCCGCACUGUUGUGACGAAACGAGAGCUGAGCCAGAAGGCAAAGCUCUCGGUCUACCGAGCUAUCUACAUUCCUACUCUCACCUAUGGUCAUGAAGUGUGGGUCAUGACCGAAAGAAUAAGAUUGCGGAUACAAGCAGAAGGGUGGCCGGCAUCUUCCUUAGAGAUAGGGUGAGAAGUUCAGUCACCCGAGAGAGACUCGGAGUAGAGCCACUGCUCCUUCGCUUGGAAAGGAACCAGCUUAGGUGGUUCAGGCAUCUCGUGCGGAUGCCUCACGAGCGUCUCCCUAGGGGGGUCCUCGUUGCACGUCCCACUGGGAGGAGACCCCGUGGCAGGCC
Molecule: messenger RNA, 6913 nt
Organism: Nerophis lumbriciformis (worm pipefish)
Lineage: Eukaryota; Metazoa; Chordata; Actinopteri; Syngnathiformes; Syngnathidae
Gene: kcnma1a
Product: potassium large conductance calcium-activated channel, subfamily M, alpha member 1a
Biological process (GO): potassium ion transmembrane transport
Cellular component (GO): postsynaptic membrane
Molecular function (GO): large conductance calcium-activated potassium channel activity
Source: RefSeq, a predicted model, not a curated record